Schizosaccharomyces cryophilus OY26 is the source of this 801-nucleotide messenger RNA. RefSeq names its product 3-methyl-2-oxobutanoatehydroxymethyltransferase. Lineage: Eukaryota; Fungi; Ascomycota; Schizosaccharomycetes; Schizosaccharomycetales; Schizosaccharomycetaceae. The transcript has a single exon. Gene Ontology annotation, cellular component: cytoplasm. The record is from RefSeq and is a predicted model, not a curated record. Gene Ontology annotation, molecular function: magnesium ion binding; 3-methyl-2-oxobutanoate hydroxymethyltransferase activity. Bases 1 to 801 code for a protein of 266 amino acids. Gene Ontology annotation, biological process: pantothenate biosynthetic process.
AUGUUGACGAAACCAAUUACCACUUCUGUACUUCGUCAGUGGAAGCUUGCUAAAGAAAAAUUCUCGUGUAUUACUGCCUAUGAUGCCAGCUUUUCGAGGCUAUUUGAAGAACAGGGAAUGCCGGUUAUGCUUGUUGGAGAUUCGCUAGGAAUGGCAGCCCAAGGCCACACCUCGACUUUACCGGUGAGCGUUUCCGAUGUUGCUUACCAUACUAGAAGCGUUCGACGCGGUGCACCCAAUUGCCUGUUGAUGGCUGACAUGCCAUUCAUGAGUUAUAGCAAUGCGGACGACGCAUGCAAAAACGCAGCAUCUCUUAUGCGUUCUGGAGCAAAUGUUGUCAAACUAGAAGGAAGUGGAAGUUGGAUUUAUGACACCAUUCGAAAACUGGCUGAAAGAUCCGUUCCUGUUUGUGGACACAUUGGAAUGACGCCUCAAGCUGUGAAUAUUUAUGGAGGUUUCAAGAUUCAGGGAAGAAAUGAAACUGCUGCUAAUCAGAUUUUGGAAUCAGCAAAGCAAAUAGAAAAAGCUGGAGCUCAAAUAUUAGUGUUGGAAUGCAUUCCUGAAACGUUAGGACAGCAAAUCACAGAAUCUGUUUCGAUUCCUACGAUUGGAAUUGGAGCUGGUAAACACACAGAUAGUCAAAUCCUUGUUAUGCAUGAUGCACUGGGCAUUUCCAGUGGAAAAGCUCCACGGUUUGUGAAAAACUUUCUGAGCGGAACCGGGGACAUACGAGCUGCCGUCCGACUAUACAUACAAGAAGUGAAAGAAGGGCUUUAUCCAGCAAAAGAGCAUACCUAUUAA